UUUUUUCUAUUCUUCAAAUGAAAUGAUCUCUUUGUUGUUCUUCUAAUUUUUAAUUAACUAAUUGUUUAAGAAUUUUGGUUUUUUUCUUUCUCUUCAUGUUAAUAUGGUCACUCGACGAAUUAUUCAUAAAAUUAGUCUGAAUAGUGUCACAUUAUGUCCUCUCAGAUAUUCAUCUUCAUCUAAAUCACCAAAAGAUUUUAAUGAUCUAAAUGAACCAAGUGAACAAGAUAUUCAAGAGAAAUUGAAUUUAAAAGAAGCCAAAGACAAAUUCUGGGAAUAUCAUCAAAAAGAUAAGGGUAAAGUAUAUUCUCUUAAGCCAAUUAAAGUGAAAUGUAAUUCGGGUAAAAUUUACCUUUGGUGUUCAUGUGGUUACUCAAGGAAUCAGCCAUUUUGUGAUGGAACCCACAGGGUAGAACAUUAUGAUAUCAAGUUGAAACCGAUUCCAUUUGAAUGCAAUGAGACAAAAGAUUAUUGGUUCUGUAAUUGUAAACAAACAAACCAUCGGCCAUUUUGUGAUGGGACUCACCGGGAGCUGAAAAUUGAUGAUGUAAAACCAACAAUUAGACAUUGAAUUCAUGUUUUGAUAAAGAAAAAAGAAAAUUUAUUUCAUCAAAAAUAUAAUAAUAAUUACAAUAGUAUAUUGUUUAAUCAUAGUAAAUUUAGCUAUUAUUUAGCUUACAAAUGUCGAUUGUAAAAAAGUUACAAAGAAAAAAUUAUUCACAUGUAUAAUUUUGUGAGUCAGAGAAAAAUUUUAAUAACUGAAUCAAAUAAAUUGUUAACAAGGUGAUUCAUAAUAAGGCAA
Panonychus citri (citrus red mite) is the source of this 802-nucleotide messenger RNA. Its product is annotated as CDGSH iron-sulfur domain-containing protein 3, mitochondrial-like. The transcript is spliced from 2 exons. Bases 104 to 571 code for a protein of 155 amino acids. Gene Ontology annotation, molecular function: 2 iron, 2 sulfur cluster binding. The record is from RefSeq and is a predicted model, not a curated record. NCBI's taxonomy places the organism in Eukaryota, Metazoa, Arthropoda, Arachnida, Trombidiformes, Tetranychidae. Gene Ontology annotation, cellular component: intracellular membrane-bounded organelle.